This is a messenger RNA of Cyphellophora europaea CBS 101466, 1299 nucleotides long. RefSeq lists its product as uncharacterized. The coding region runs from base 1 to 1299 and encodes 432 amino acids. The record is from RefSeq and is a predicted model, not a curated record. Gene Ontology annotation, molecular function: rRNA primary transcript binding. Gene Ontology annotation, cellular component: nucleolus; preribosome, large subunit precursor. The transcript has a single exon. Lineage: Eukaryota; Fungi; Ascomycota; Eurotiomycetes; Chaetothyriales; Cyphellophoraceae. Gene Ontology annotation, biological process: maturation of LSU-rRNA; maturation of 5.8S rRNA.
AUGCCUGCAAGACGACUUCAACUAUCCGACAAGGCGUCGCUGCCUUUCAAGACCUCCAACAAGCAGAAGCGGGAAGAUCUCUACAUUAAGCAGAAGAAGGCUCGAGGCGCCAUAACGCGAGCAGAGAGGUUUGCACGCAAGAAGGAGGAAGACCGGAACCCUAGACUUCGUGAGGAGCGACUGCGGCGAAAUGUGCCGCAUACAAUCGACAGCAAGCGGGCCUAUGACGAAGUAGCGGAUGAGCCGGAGGACGGCGGUUUAGGAGUUGCAUAUCACGUCGAAGGUGUGAAGAGGAGGAAGCUCUUCGAAGAUCAGGAGCUCCCGGAAGAUGCGCCUGCGGCGACAGAAGGACAGGAGGACGAGGAUGAGGACGACAGAGACAGUAUGUUAGACACGGACUCUGAGAAGGAGGACGGAGAUGAUGUGAAUGUUGAGGAAGCAGAAGUCGAUCCCCUGCCCUCAAAGGCAGAGAUCCGGACCUCGAGCUCUUCAAGACCUCGGGCAGCCUCGCCGACACGUUCGACGACAUCCACCGCUCUGUCUCUUGCCCCUGCCGCGCUGGCUGCUAAGUUUCCCUCGCUCUUCCAGAAUGGAGACGAACUUCCACCCACGCCACAAGUUCUGAUCACAACCUCUAUCAACUCCACACUUCACUCGCAAGCCAAGACGCUGGUCGGUCUGUUUCCGAACUCCAAGUAUAUUCGCCGCUCAUCACAUCGGCAUGGCUACAAAUUCUCGGUUCGUGAGAUCUCCUCGUUCGCCCACAACCAGGGUUAUACGGCAGUUGUCGUACUGGAAGAGGACCAGAAGCGGCCAAGUGGUAUGACCAUGGUGCAUCUGCCCUCUGGUCCUACUUUUCACUUCUCAAUAUCGAAUUGGUAUGAAUCGAAAUCGCUGCCAGGCCACGGGAAGGCUACACCACAUGCUCCAGAGCUGAUACUCAACAACUUUACCACACCACUGGGUCUUCUAACAGCACACUUGUUCCGGUCGCUUUUCCCACCUAAACCAGACCUCCAGGGGCGGCAAGUGGUCACAUUUCACAACCAGAGAGAUUUCAUCUUCAUGCGUCGCUUCCGCUAUGUACUCCGAGAGAAGCGAGAAUCCGAGAAAGUGGUCGUCGGCAGCGAUGGUAAGCCAAUAGUUGGCGCCGAAGAGGUACGAGCAGGGUUGCAGGAGCUAGGCCCACGCCUGACGCUGAAAUUGCGAAGAGUCGACAAAGGCAUCCAACGCAAGUCGGGCCAGGAAUGGGAAUGGAAGGGAAAGACGGACCGCGUCAGGACGAAGUUUCAGCUAUAG